Messenger RNA from Drosophila ficusphila, 1336 nucleotides. RefSeq names its product probable G-protein coupled receptor Mth-like 11. The transcript is spliced from 7 exons. NCBI's taxonomy places the organism in Eukaryota, Metazoa, Arthropoda, Insecta, Diptera, Drosophilidae. The coding region runs from base 29 to 1336 and encodes 435 amino acids. Gene Ontology annotation, molecular function: G protein-coupled receptor activity. Gene Ontology annotation, biological process: cell surface receptor signaling pathway. Gene Ontology annotation, cellular component: membrane. The record is from RefSeq and is a predicted model, not a curated record.
GUCAGCUUAAAUAUUUUAGCCGUUCGAAAUGACAGGAGCUUUAAAUUGGUGUUGUGUAUGGAGUUUAUUUUUGGUUGGAGUUGCUGCUGAUAUUUUAGACUGUGAUUUCUUUGAUACGGUAGACCUAACAAAUACAAUAAGAUUCGAGAAUGGAUCCUAUAAAUACGAGGACCUCAUUAUUCCUGCUGGCCUUACAGGAGAGUAUAAUUUUACGAUCCUCGACGAUGGAAGCAGAAUUUCAUAUCCUAACCACUUCAGAGGAUGUGCUUGCAAGUUAAGGCCGUGUAUUCGAUUCUGUUGCCAUCACAAUAAAUUAAUGAGUGAUAAGAGCUGUUCCCAUCAAGAUUACUGCUUUCAGCCUUGGAAGUCGGAAACCGGCGAAAACUAUUCCAUUGUACCCUAUAAUUGUAUCAUAGAACCCCCAAUGACCAUGGCCUAUGUAAAAUUAGUGUCCGUUGUGUUUAUCGCCUUGACAAUAGCAGUCUACUUGUGGCUACCAAUGUUUCACAACAUCCAUGGAAUGUGUUGCAGUCUCUAUUUCACCUGUCUUAUGAUUUCCUUUAUCCUCAAUGUAUUAAGUUCGUUUGGAAUAUUUGAGACAAGAUUUAUGUGUCUUAUGAACGGUUACGCCGGAUACUAUGCAGUAAUUGCCACAUUUCUUUGGCUGUCGGUGAUCAGUUUUGAUCUCUGCAGUAGAUUCGGUUUGCAUCGGUUUCAUGAACGUACUAGAAACAUUGGAAAGGCUUUUUUUAAUUAUAAUCUAAUCGUUUGGAGUACUGCCGGCAUCUUAACCUUAGUUAUUGUUCUUGUUGAUAUAUGUUUCCCAUUUUCUGGAGACAUUAAUAAUAGUUGUGUGCCAGCGGUCGGCGUGUAUUCCUGCUGGAUCAUGACUGAAGGCUGGUCCGCAAUGAUCUACCUAUAUACUCCGAUCUCCAUAUUAAUUUUGUUCAACCUUACAAUGUUUAUUUUAACGGUCAAACAUAUUUAUGAGGAGAGCAACCAAAGGAAAAUUCUUGGACACUUCGAGGAAAAAGAAAAGUCAAGAAACCGAACAAAUUUCACCCUUUAUAUUUAUCUGUUCAUCAUCAUGGGUGGUUGUUGGUUUUUGGAAGUAGUUGCUUUUAUAUGUGAAAUGGACAACAUAUUAGCUCCUUUAAUCCUUUUGAACGAAAUUAUAAACUGCAGUCAGGGCAUUAUAAUAUUUAUGGUUACAGUUUGCAACAAGGAGUUGCUUAAAAACAUCCGGGAUCGACUUUUUUCAAAACGGAACAGAGGCUUUGAUUUUGACACUUGCACAAUAACGCAAGAUUGUCAUCUGAUGGAUCCAGUGAAGUAA